Humulus lupulus (European hop) is the source of this 1136-nucleotide messenger RNA. RefSeq lists its product as uncharacterized. NCBI's taxonomy places the organism in Eukaryota, Viridiplantae, Streptophyta, Magnoliopsida, Rosales, Cannabaceae. The coding region runs from base 138 to 752 and encodes 204 amino acids. The record is from RefSeq and is a predicted model, not a curated record. The transcript has a single exon.
CUCUCUCUCUCUCUCUCUCAACAAAAUCAAAACAAUAUCUCUCUCUCUCUCUCUCUCCCUCUCAACAAAAAAAAAAUCUCUCUCUCUCUCUCUCUUUCUCACUCUCACUCCUUAAAAGAAAAGCAAAAGAGUAAAAAAUGGAACAAAACGCACCAGUAGUAGCGAAGAAAAUAUGGGACGGGGUACGUGUAGUUUUCUUCAUGCUUAGAAAAGGUAUAUCAAAGAAAAAGCUUCUCCUUGACCUCAACAUGAUGAUGAAGCGAGGCAAGAUCGCCAGCAAGGCUGCCAUAACCAAUCUCAUGGCUUUCCACGCCGCCGGUUCCACCUCCUCUCGCCGCUCCAACGUCGGCGAAUCCGGUCCUCGUCUCUCCUCUGGAGAGUACGAGUUCAGCUGCAGCAACACUCCCAACUACGGCCCAUUCAACCUCGGCAAGCCCCGCCGCAACCACUCGCACAAUUUCUUCGGGUGCGCUCACGCGCCACCUACCCUCGACGACGACGUCGUCACCGCCAAUGCCCUCAAGGCGGUUCUGGAGAUUUUGAACAAUGACCAAGCGGUGAUGAAUGCGGCCGCUGGGGUGGAGGCCUCGCCGGCUCUACCCGGGUUCGGUCGGAGCCCCAUGGUCCGGCAGUUGAGGAUAACUGACUCACCGUUUCCGUUGAGGGAAGCCGACGAGGACAGCCGCCAAGUGGACGAGGCAGCCGAGGAGUUCAUCAAGAGGUUUUACAAGGACUUGCGGCUUCAGCAGUGAAUGGCGGUGACUAGGGUUUAUAUAUGCAGUGAUUAACUGGAUCGGCAAGUCAAGCUCAUGGCCAUAAUUAUAUAUAUAUAUUAUUGAUUUUAUAUAUAAGCUAGCUAGCUAGAUAUGACUUUGUUAAUGCGUUGUUGAUAAACAAUAAGCUCAUGCAUGUGAAUUUUCUUUUGAUUUUUCAUUUUGCUUUAAGACAUGAUUUGUAUCUUGAUGAAGAUCAAAUUUCAUGUAAUGUCCAAUAAAAAAAAAAGAAGAAAAAAAAAAGAAAAAAGAAGUAGAUCAAGCCUGUCAUGAUGAUCUAAUGAGAGAGUUUUGUAUACAGCGAUUCCAAAAUUUUUGCCUAUAAUGGAUAUUUAGUCAUAUAUAAAAUUUUGUUCUAAUUAA